Castor canadensis (American beaver) is the source of this 2108-nucleotide messenger RNA. The record is from RefSeq and is a predicted model, not a curated record. Lineage: Eukaryota; Metazoa; Chordata; Mammalia; Rodentia; Castoridae.
CUCCUGGCUGCAUUUUUUUUUUAUUGUACAAAAUAAUGGGUUUCAUUAUGGCAUUUUCAUACAUAGAUGAUACACUUUCACCUUAGUUGUCUUGACUUUAUUUUUGGUGUUUUUCCUGGCAGACAUUUUCCUUGGGGUUUUGUGUUUGAAUGUAUUGGUUUCUUCUUUUAAGUUCUCCCACGUUGUUUCCAAGAGAUGUAACUUUUAUUUUUGCAUUGAGGGUGGAACCCAGGCCAUGAAGAAUGCUAGGCAGGUGCUUACCCACUGAGGCACACCCAGAACUCUAACUUACUUUGAGGUAUCACUAGCAUUCCAUGACCCAUACCUCUGUGCAUGUGCAGUUCAGCACAUGCUGACACGUGCACGCCUGGGAACCCACCUUCAUUGGGAUGCCAAAACUGCUACCACCUCUGUAGGCCAUGCUGCCCAAUCCUGGGCACUGGCUUCGCCUUCACUGUAGACCAGCCAUGCCCUUUACAGAACGCACAACAGGUAUAGCCAGGACAUCAUAUAUUCUUUUCUGUCUGGGCUCCUUUUCUCAGAGCAGUGGCUUGUUAUCCAGCUAUGCUAUAGGUGCCUGUGCAUUGCUGGGUCUGUGCUGCUUUGUGGCUGAGCAGAUCACCUGCCAUCAUAUCUAUCUGCAAGCAGUUAGGCUAUUUUCAGUUUUUCACUGAUGAAUAAAACUUUAAUAAAAUUUAAUUAGAAAUCCUUACGUGGAUGUAAUUUUAAUUAGUCUUAGACAAAGACUUCAAAGGGAAUUUCUGUGAACUGUUUUGAAUGUGGCAGUGUGAUUUUUUGUGUUCCUACCAGAAAUAUAGGUUGUUCUGGUUCCCCCUCACUCUCACUGACACCUGGCAUCUGUCAGUCUCCUAAUACCCCACAGUUCUGCUGGGCUCAGUGGUUUGCAUUUGAUGUUGGACAUCUUUUUACAUGCUUAUUGGCCUUUAUUUGUCUUCUUUUGUGAUGUUUCUUUACAAAUGCAAGGCAGUUUUUUUAUUUGGGUUUUGUCCUCUAUAUAUUCUGAUAAAAACUGUCAUUUGUGUGUAUUCCAAAGGCUCUUUUCCCCGUCAGUGGCUUCCCUUUUUCAUUUUCUGAAAUCCCUUUAACACCCUUAUUGAAAGGUAAUCGAUGUAUGUUAUAUGCACAUAAAGUGUACAGCCAUGAAAGCAUCAUAUGCCAAGGAAGUGAACACAUUCGUCAGCCCAUGAGCUCUGCUUCUGUUAGUGUGGACUGGUUUGUAUUUUCUGGAUUUUUGUAUAAAUGAGGUAAAAUAGCAUUUUCUCAUUUUUGUCUGAUUUCUUUCACUUAGCACAAUUGUUUUGAGAUUCACUGUUUUUCCUUGUCCAAAGUCCAUUCCUUUGGGCUGCAGAGUGUCCAGUACAUGGAUGGGCAGUCUACUCUGGCGCUUGCACCCCGAGGUCAUGGUCACCCCCAGUCAUGGCUGCCUCCAGUCAUGGUCCAGAGGCAUAGUGCUGCUGCACUGUAUGCACAAAUCUGUGUGGAUGAGCACUUUCCCCCCUGGUAACUGUUAGGCAGGGAAUGGCUGUGUCAUCUGGUUAGUGUCUUUACUUUUGAAGAAUUGGACAAACUGAUUUUGAAAGUAACUGUGAGUUUUGUAUUUUCUCGAGUAGUACGUGAGGGUUCUGGCUCCUCCACACCCUCACUACCUCUUCCUAGGCAGGCGCUCUACCACUUGGGCCACAUAGUCCCCAGCCACCUCACCACCUCUUAAUGUUGUCUCUUUCAGUGUGUUUAUUGCCGGUUUCCCAGAGUAUACCCAAUCAAUGAUAGACCACCUGCUCACCAUGAAAAUUAACCACUGGGACGGGACCAUCCGAGAACUGUCGGCAAAGGCGCUGCACAACCUGGCCCCACGAGCGCCUGAAUACAGUGCCACUCAUGUGCUUCCAGCCCUGCUGCCCAUGACGCUGAGUCCGGAUCUGCACGUGCGGCAUGGGGCCAUUCUCUCCUGUGCAGAGAUUGUCCAUGCCCUGUACAAGCUGGCAGCUCAGAGGGACAGGCCCGUCACGGACUACCUGGAUGAGAAGGUGGUACAGAGCCUGAAGCAGAUUCACCAGCAGCUUCAUGAUCGUCAUCUCUACAGGUAA